AUGGUGCAUUGUGGUCAAUUUGAUAUAGCACGUUAUUCUUUUGAGAUGUUUUGUGCUUUUAAUUGAAUAUUCAUUGCCGUAGACGCUGGUAUAUUUAAUUUUUCCAAAUAGCAAUGAUUUUGUCAACAACAGUAAAAGGAAAAGCUUAGAGAUAUAUGCAUUGGAAGUUGCUGAUUUAUAAAUUUGAUAAAUAUUUCUUCCUAAAAUGACCGAACAUGUAGAAGAAAGCAUGCCAUCUCCAGAGGCAUUAAAUUCUGCAAUACCCACCACCCACAUAAGUAAUGAAAUGGUUCUGACAAAAAUAACAUCUCGCAGCAAAGCCAGCGAUGAACAGACCGUUCAGUCGUCCGAACUAUUACCUUAUAUUAUUGUGAGCCAAUCACUAUCUGGUCAUGCCCAAAAAUCUCCUUGUGAAAAUGUGACUGCGGAUCAGGAGACAGAAUUAUACGAUUCUAGUGUUUUGAAAACUGAUUCCCAACAUACAAUAACGGCUACUGAUACAAUAACUAUAACCAAAGUUUCAUCUAUGGAAGGAUACAAAACGCUUUUUGACGAGCCUGAUGUUUGUGGAAAUGAUUUUCAGUGUGACAACAGUCGAGCUUCGACGCCAAGCUCUUCAGAUUCUAUAAUAUCUUUGUCUUUUUCGUUUAACGAUAGUGACGAUGGUUCUUUUUAUAUGGACAUGGAUGAGAUUGUGGAUGAGAGAAAUGGCAUGGUGGAUAGCAUAGAGGAUGAGAGAAAUGGCAUGGUGGAUAGCAUAGAGGAUGAGAUAGGUAGCGUGGUUGAUAACGUAGAGGAUGGGAGAAAUGUCAUUGUUGAUUACGUAGACAAUGGGAGAAAUGGCAUGAUGGAUAACAUAGACAAUGACCAGCCAAGUCAGAUGUCUGCGAAUUUUAACGAAACAAUCAAUACAAACAGCCAUAUGAAUACAAUUUCUACAUAUCAGUGUCAAAGUAAAGUAGAUGAUAAGAUAAGCAAAUCUUCGAAUGGCGAAUGUAUUGGUGUGACAUGUGAUGAUAUAACGUUCGUAACAGACGAAAAAGAUGUGAUGUCUACACAAAAUAUGAUCGAAGCUGGCGUUCAACAGUAUCAAUGUGAUGCAGAGGAUGUCAACUCAGAUGGAUAUGAGCAUUGCAGCAGUUCUGUGAACGCAUCAGAUUUUUCAGACAUGUUUGCUUCACCCACUCCUGUGUGUCUUUUUGCUAACAAAAACUUCAUACAAGCCAAAGUGAAACAAAACAAUUCAGACUUAUUCAUUAGUUGUUCAAACGUCGACAAAAUAUCAACUAGCACAAAUUCUGCCGGCAACAAAAGAAUUCAAGUAAAUAUGCUUUGCAACCCGAAUGUAUCUACAAACAUGGAUCAAACAGGACAAUGUUUUUCUGACAGUUCACAGUUAUCCAUAUGUAAUAUAAAGGACUUAAACAAGAGUCUUUUAUCAGAUUCCAUGAGAGGAAUACAACAUUCAGUUAUUAAGAAAGAGAAUGUAACAGAGGACCAAAUGAGUACAAGGGUAUGUCCAGUUUUGCAGACUGCUGUUUCAGCACAGGUAUCAAACAAUAAGGAAACUCCAUCUUUUGUUGAUGUCAUAAAACAAACCACGCCAUUUUCUAUGUCUGUCACAAAGGAAAACCUUUUUUCUAAAUCUGCUUCAAAAUCACUGAAAUCAGUUAUUUAUAGAUCACAUCCUCGGGAAUCAACGUUAUUGCUUGGCAAAUCAGAUGUUACUGUUACACUGAAAGGUUCUAAAUGUGGUGGAAUGCCUUCAAUAAGUAGCAUUAUUCCAGUUCAUUCUGAUAACUCCCAUGUGGAACUAAAAGGAAAUUCAGAAAAACAAAGUAACCAUUCUUCAACUGACUUUUCCAUGGAAGAAUCAUCAAUGACCAAGAUUUCUAAUGAGUCAAAUGUAUCUUUUACUGGUUCUAUAAUCAAACCAUGUACUGUCAUUACAGGUCAGACGCAAACACAUGUUUUGUCAGUACCCAUUGAUCGAAAAAAACGAACACUUCAAUCAAUUUUAACAACUCGGAUACCGAUAACUUCUCCAAAACAAUUAGCAAUGAAGAAAAAAGCCGAAUUAAUAUACAAUCAGAUAGCAAUGAAGAAAUUAAAAGAAGCCGGAUUAAUGUAUAUACGAAAUAGCAAUGCAUCAGUCAAGAUGAAGAGUAAAACGGAUGAUGCUGUCAUGCGACAAAGCAUUUUAGAAAACAAUAAACCAUCUAUGCCAUAUGUUACCAUGUCAUCAGGUGGUAAGACGAUUGUUCCACCUAGAUCAAAAUCGACUUCAGUGUACACAAAUUCAAUAUUGAAACCUCGGUCAAGUGAAAUUCCUCCAGUAAUAUAUAGAUUAGAUGCAACAUUUAAAAAUCCUGUAUCAACAAGUACAAAGUUAACAACAGAGUCAACUGUACCAAUUUUAGUUAAGAAUGCAUCCGGAACAUAUUCCUAUGCGUAUCUUAGUAUUAAUAAUGAUGGCAUACCAAAAUCAAAGCCGAACGAAAAUUAUUCAAUUUUACCAAAAGUUAAUACUGAUACCUCUGUAAACAUGAUAAAGCUAGAACCGCCAACAUCAAGUUUACUAAAUUGUCCUACAUCCACAAAAUUAGUAAAGGACAAUUCGAUAUUACCAACAAUGUCAAACUCGUCUACCGUUCCUACAAUGACCACCGUUCCUACAAUGACCACCAGGACUAGUAUGAUCAAUUUAACUAGGCUUUUAACAAGUAAUCUGAAUAAGUCUUCUGUUACAACUAACUGUAUUAAUAUGUCAUCUGAACCUAUCAGCAGUGUAACAUCUGUUCUGCCGACUACAGUUAAACAACAGAAAUCGAGAAAUCCUACAGUCAAAGUUAAGACAAUGAAUUUAACAUUAAGUGAACUAAGGAAAACUAAAAAGCUAGUUGAGGAAAAUUUAGAACUGUUGAAAAAAACAAAUUGUGGAAGUAAGGAAACAUUUGACAGUUAUAGCAAUAUUUUAAAGACUAUAGCUGAUCAUGAAAGUUCAAUGUUUAACACUUCAACCAUGGUAAAUCAGACAUUAAAGGUUCCUCCAAACGAUUGUGUUACAUCAAUCCAAGCACCUUUAGUAACCCAUGCUGGUACAAGUCUACCUCAAGCACCGUUAUUUUCUCAAGUUUCAAAAGUUUCACCAACCUGCCAAGUGUUCCCGACAAAGUUGACGUCAUUUCCAAGCAGUGGAACUAAGGUGCCAAUACCUGUAAGAAAACAAUCUGAAAACCAGAUUAAAGGUCUUAAUAGACCCAUAGUUGUUAAGGUGGUUUAUGGGCCAGAGAAUGUAAAAGGAAAAUUAGAAAUGACUACGCAUGAUCAGAUAUUGGACGAAUCUACUGGACAAUUCCGAACUUCAAGUUUUUUAAAUGAGAAAGACAGGACAUUGAAGCAAUCCUUGUCAGUUCCAAAGGAAACAAUUGCUGUAUAUAACACUACAGAGACCAACACAAGUGCAGAGUCAUCCUCUGCAGAAUCUUGUAGUGUAUCAUCAUUUGCCAAAACAAGAAUUAAAUCCUGGUUUUCUACGAAAAAUUCUGCAUCAUCGAUCCCAUGUACUGAAAUAAACUCAACGCUUGCAAACACGCUUACAAACUCAUCUGUUUAUACAAGUAGUGUGUCAUCGUUGUUACCUUCUUUCAAUAAAAAUCUUAUCUCAUCAUAUGGGAACUUAACUGUUUCAUCGCAACUUGACAAUGCAAAUAUCGUUUCAUCAUUAACCAAUAAAAAGCUUAUAACGUGCGCUAAUACAAAGGUUGUUUCAUCACUUCCUCAAAUAAGUGCUGUAUCGCCAUAUGCCAGUAAAAGUGGUGAAUCACAGUUUUCCAAAUCAAAUGUUAUAUCACCAAGGAAAAUUGUUCCAUCAAAAUUGAGUUACGAAAGGUACGUUCCAAUUGAUACAACGGCUGGUUCAAGUAUACUGCAGAGUAUUCUAACAACACGUACCAGUAAACAAAGUGGUAAAGUACAAAAACUUACUCCAUAUUAUUCAUUAUAUGAUAAAGACUUUCCACAUAAGCGUUUACCGAAAGAUCCAAAAAAUUACCAAAGUAUUACAGUGCCUAUCAGUAUACCGUCUACUGUUAUUCAAAGCCCAGGUCCGACGCAAGCUACAACAAAUGCAACAGUGAAUAUUUUAGCUCCCUCAACUUUGUUCAGACAAAAUGACUUUACCGCAGAUGGUUUUAAGUGUGCCUCAGAUAUAUAUGGUAUUGCGAGUAAACAAAGUGGUAAAAUACAAAAACUUACUCCAUAUCAUUCAUUAUAUGAUCAAGACUUGCCACAUAAGCGUUUACCAAAAGAUAUACAAAAUUACCAAAGUAUUACAGUGCCUAUCAGUAUACCGUCUACUGUUAUUCAAAGCCCAACUCCUACGCAAGCUUCAACAAACGCAACAAUGAAUAUUCCAGCUCCCUCUUCUUUGUUCAAACAAAAUGACUUUACCGCAGACCAUUGCAACUGUGGUUCAGAUGGUUGCAAUUGUGCCUCGGAUGGAUAUGGUAUUAAAAUUGAUUCUGUGUAUUCAUUGCGACAGGAUGAUACGAUACCCGAGAAUGCUGUCCAAAGUACCCGAUCAUCUCUGAGGGAUGGUUCCGAAACGGAGACGGAUGAUGAAGGAGAGCAGGCGACCUAUUUUAGUUAUCAAUUUGAUUGUAACAUACGGAAAGCAAGGGUCAAACUUAGCAAGGCAGCAAAGGAAGAUGACAGAUUAUGGAAACCUUGUUAUGUUGUGCUUCAGGGUUUAAAAGGGAAGUCUGUUUUACACUCUUGCUGUACAAGUUAUUGUAGAAAGUAUAUUGUCAGAAGGUUGUGUAAAAGAAUUUUUAAUAAAGCAAUGCUAUUAAAGAAAGAACUUCUAGUUUCUAAGAAUAAGAAAAAAUAUAUCCGUUCAUUUAAGAAAAGGAUACAAGAGAAACCAACUCAAUGGACUCAACAAAUUACAGAUGGUGUACUUGAAAACACGAAAGCUUCCAACAACUCUAAACAUGAAUCUUUUCGAUACGGACAAAAUGUUGGCAGAAAUGAGAAUGACAAUACACCGACAUCUUGUAAACGUGCAAGAAUAGAAAUAAGUACUCUGGCAUCAAGUAAAAUAAAACGUUUAAAGGACGAAGUAAAAGAGCGGGAAAGGGCUCUAGAUGAUAUGAAACGCAAACGAACACUGGAUAAUGAUUAAGAUAAUCUUUGGCAAAUAAUUUGUUGAAAUGAAUAGUAUGUUACAUUGAUAAGAAAAGAAAAAAAGGGAUUACUGAUUAUAGCUCUUAAGCUUAUUUUUAGAAGUGGAAUAGUUAACUUUAUCUAAUAUGUCCUUCGUUUUUAUACCAUUUACAUGUUUACUUAUGCGAGCAUUUCUUAGCCAGUAAAAUAAAUGCCUUCAGUUCAAAGAGGUAGUGUCUAUUAAACAUUAUUUUACAUCA
Messenger RNA from Mytilus californianus (California mussel), 5426 nucleotides. RefSeq names its product serine-rich adhesin for platelets-like. Bases 206 to 5185 code for a protein of 1659 amino acids. Lineage: Eukaryota; Metazoa; Mollusca; Bivalvia; Mytilida; Mytilidae. The record is from RefSeq and is a predicted model, not a curated record. The transcript has 4 exons.